AUGGAAUCGUCUCUUCGUAUCGUCCCAGCCUCCUCGAAACCAUCAGCUUCAGUCCAGAGUACUGCGAAUUCUUUGGGAUUACACGAUACCCUCCAGUAUGGACCUCGAAGUCUCGCCGCUGAAGUCCAGUCAGAGGGAGGUCUGAGAUCGCGCUUAGAGAAUUGGGAAGCUACCCAGGACAAUCUCAAGUUAACCCUUGAGCGUAACAUGUUUGGAAUGCAUGCUCCAAUGCGACGCCUUAUGGAACGCAAAAUUGUCGGGACAACUGUGCAUACUCUCAGUGCUCCCCAAACUAACGUUCAACUAGACGUCUUGAUGGGACGAGACGAGUUGAUCGACGCCGCCGAUGUGUUCUUGGGCAUGGAAGCAGGCCCUGCUUAUGAUGUACACACUCAAAUUCAGAAGAAAGCUAGUUCAUAG
Molecule: messenger RNA, 420 nt
Organism: Psilocybe cubensis
Lineage: Eukaryota; Fungi; Basidiomycota; Agaricomycetes; Agaricales; Agrocybaceae
Exons: 5
Coding region: 1-420 (139 amino acids)
Biological process (GO): proteasome assembly
Cellular component (GO): cytoplasm; nucleus
Source: RefSeq, a predicted model, not a curated record